Molecule: messenger RNA, 1131 nt
Organism: Maudiozyma saulgeensis
Lineage: Eukaryota; Fungi; Ascomycota; Saccharomycetes; Saccharomycetales; Saccharomycetaceae
Source: the annotation of a GenBank genome assembly
AUGCCAAAGAAGACCAUUGAAGAAUGGACAGAUGAUGCCAUUGAAUCUACACCAUAUUUGGCAAGUGAUGAAAAAUCUGCAUCUUUUAGAGAGUCUACUCAACUGAACCAACAAGAUACCGAGAAUAAGAUAGAAGGUCACCCUACUGUGAAACCUUGGGUACAUUUUGUGGCAGGUGGUAUUGGGGGUAUGGCGGGCGCUAUUGUCACCUGUCCAUUUGAUUUAGUAAAAACUAGGUUACAAAGUGAUGUCUAUAAAAACGUCUACAAAUUUAAUGCAUCUAGUCAUACAGCAUCAUCAAACUUUAAAAUCGUUCAAAUAGCAAGUCAGGCAGGCUUGCAUUUUAAGGAAACAUGCGGGAUUCUUGGGAACGUAUAUAGACAAGAAGGUUUUAGAAGUCUCUUUAAAGGUCUGGGACCAAAUCUUGUAGGUGUCAUUCCUGCUAGAAGUAUUAAUUUUUUCACAUAUGGUACAACUAAAGAAUUAUAUUCUAAAGCAUUCAAUAAUGGUCAGGAAUCACCACUGAUUCAUUUGAUGUCAGCUGCUACCGCCGGGUGGGCUACAUCGACAGCUACAAAUCCUAUCUGGAUGAUUAAAACUCGUGUUCAAUUAGAUAAAGCAGGUACGACCAGACAGUACGCAAAUUCCUGGGAUUGUUUAAAAAGUAUUAUAAAGCAUGAAGGUGUCAGAGGUUUGUAUAAGGGUCUAAGUGCGUCAUAUUUAGGGUCAGUAGAAGGUAUACUGCAAUGGCUACUUUAUGAACAAAUGAAAUUAAUGAUCAAAACUAGAUCGAUAGAAAAAUUUGGUCAUGAUGAUGAAAAACACAAAAGUACAGGUGAAAGAGUUAAAGAAUGGUGUCAAAGAUCUGGUAGUGCAGGUCUAGCCAAAUUUAUCGCUAGUAUAGUAACAUAUCCUCAUGAAGUUGUUAGAACAAGAUUAAGGCAAUCUCCAGUUGAAAAUGGUAAAAUAAAAUACACUGGAUUGUUGCAAAGUUUUAGAGUUAUUAUUAAAGAGGAAGGUUUUAAGUCAAUGUAUAGUGGACUGACACCACAUUUGAUGAGAACCGUACCAAAUAGUAUCAUAAUGUUUGGUACGUGGGAGGUAGUAAUUAGACUUCUUUCACAAAUAUAG